AUGUUCAAAAUCAAAGACUUCCAAGGGAUGCAAUACUCCCGCGAUGGUCCCUCUAUCGGAAAACAGGACUAUGACUAUUUCAACCAGCAAUAUGCCACCACAUCUUACCAGCAAGAGCAUAACAUGAACCCGGCUCUCAUAGUUCAACCUAAGGAAGAUGACGACGUUAUCAACGCUGUGAAAUGGGCGAAAGAUAACGGGGUUGCUGUAGCUGUCCGUUCCGGUGGUCACCAAUACAGUGGUGCUUCCUCCACUGGUGGUAAGAACAUCCAGAUUGACCUAACCAACACGUAUAAGGACAUGAUGGUCCUGGAUGAGGAUGGUGUAGCCGCAGAUAGAGCAUUGGUGUACGCUGGCGUAAGCAACAGACUUCAAGACUUCAACGACUACCUCCGCCACAAUAGCUUGUUUGUGCCUCAUGGACAAUGUGCCUACGUUUGCACUGGUGGCCAUGGUCAAACUGGUGGUUACGGUCAACUUGGUCGCAGCUUUGGUCUGUUCGGCGACCAUAUCGUCAAGAUUCGCCUGGUCGACUACAACGGUACCAUCCAGAAUGUCACCAAGAAGAGUGACCCUGAGCUCUUCUGGGCCAUUACCGGUGGCAGUCCAGGAAACUUCGGUAUCAUCACCCACUACACCCUGGAGGUAUAUCGUGCCUCAAGCUACGUGGGAACAGUUGCUGGGCCAAACGGAUUUAAAGGUCCCCACGGCAUGAAGGGUCUUUGGAUUUACGAGCCCAAGGUCCUCUCCAGACUACUUGGAUUCAUCGCCAAGAUGUCCGACGAAGGCAAGGCCCCUCGCGGUUAUGACCUCUGUGUCAGUGUCCUCAGUACAGAUUUCCCUGUCACAAUGCUUUUCCCUUCAUUGAGAGACGACACUCUCUGGAAGAAGAUCCAGGCCAAGAUCAAGACAGCUCUGGCCAAGGAUGUGCUUGACUUGCUUAAUGGUAGCUUCCCCGCCAUUAUCGUCCUCUACGCCCAAUGGUGUCCUGUCAACAAGGGCGAUAAGUAUGACGGCACCGUUGACAAGUGGUUCCAGCAAUUUAGAGAUCUCCAAGAUGAUUGGAGUAACCACACUCUUCUUAUCAACGAGUUUGAUGAGGAUAUGUCCAAGUUGACUGGCAGGUGGAUCUUCCCCAAGCGAAGGGAGUUUGAGCUACCGUACGUCAAGCGAACCUACGCCACCAAGUCACAGACCCUCCAGAAGGAUGGCUGGGUUGAUGCAGUGGUGAAGCGUCUGGAUCUCAUCUACAAUCCCCGCCAGAAGCUCGACGAUAGUAAAACCCACAAAGAAGCUGAGGUCUACGACCAUUGCAAACUUUCUGUGCAGAUCCAAUGCUUUGGAGGUGAAAACUCCCGCUUCAACCUCAACAAAGACAAUGGCACCUCCUACAGCUGGCGAGACUCGACUGUCGUCCAGACACUGGACUGUUUCCACGACCCAGGCUCUCAGUACAGAGACUAUGCGGUGAACUGGCAGAAGACCAACGACGGCAUCAUGAUCGGACCCAAAAGCCCGUUCAGUAAGCAAGAUAGACGCGUCCUCUGGGGCUCCUGGGGUGAUUGGGAUAUGAGCAAGCCUGAGAUCUGGCAGGCGUACUAUGAGGAUGCUGAUAAGUAUAAGAGGCUUGGCAAGGCGAGGGCCAAGGCGGAUCCUAAUGGCACGUUUACUGCCAAUCCAUUCGCUGUCACUGCUGUGAAGGAUGGUCCUUCCAAGCUAUAG
Molecule: messenger RNA, 1722 nt
Organism: Fusarium sp. VM40
Lineage: Eukaryota; Fungi; Ascomycota; Sordariomycetes; Hypocreales; Nectriaceae
Source: the annotation of a GenBank genome assembly